This is a messenger RNA of Toxorhynchites rutilus septentrionalis, 4987 nucleotides long. Its product is annotated as ATP-binding cassette subfamily G member 4-like. Gene Ontology annotation, cellular component: plasma membrane. Gene Ontology annotation, molecular function: ATP hydrolysis activity; ATP binding; ABC-type transporter activity. Lineage: Eukaryota; Metazoa; Arthropoda; Insecta; Diptera; Culicidae. The record is from RefSeq and is a predicted model, not a curated record. The transcript is spliced from 8 exons. The coding region runs from base 1132 to 3693 and encodes 853 amino acids.
CAGUCAAUCAGUCAGUCUGAGAAGUGUUCGCCAAGCGGUUAGAGCUGCAAAUGCGUGGAUUUUUCGGGAUUUUCGUUUGCGUUUGUGAAAGCAAAUGUCAAUUUUUUUACAGUUUGCAAAGUUGGAGUUGUUUCACAAAUGGGUAUUCUAACCAUCAAUAAGUGGUGAUAUACGUUCAGCGUUCGAUAAAGUUUGGGCUCCAGUGGUUUAGUCAGUGAAAAUGAUGAAAUUUAUGGAUAAAUAAUUGCCCGUUGUGGGGCACUUGUGCAAGCGCCAGUGAGGAAUAAGAUUACAUGCCGUUUGAUAAAUGCUACAUCUGUUUUCUUACCAGGUGGAAAAUUGUUUAAAUUAGAAAACACCCCCAGACAGCCCUGCAGUGGAAAUCCUACAUCCCACAUUCUCACAACGGAUUUCAUGCUGGUGUAAUUACUAUCCUGAAGAAUAAUUGUGAUUGUGAGAAGGUAUUGUGAGGUGAAAUGAAACAUUUCGCGUGGAGAAAAUUUGUUACAAUCAAACAAGAAUACAUUAUGAAAAACGGAGGAUGAAAUCUUCAUAGAAAUCGAUCCUUGGUUCUGACGGCUCUGUGCUUGUGUGUAGUUCCAGUGUUUGUGAGAGCGUAUCCCGACAGGACCUGAGGCAAUUAUUUCUCUUCUUCGAAAAAUGAGAAAUCGAGAGAGAAUACGGAACGAGCAUAAGAGUAUUUGGAGAAGAAUAGUGUUCCGAGGGAUUUGUCCUGUAAAAUUGUCUCAAUGAGAAGUACUACACUUCUCUUUUCCUCCCUCUGGGCGAAACAUAACAAUUUGUGUUAUGCUAGACUUUGAUACCAUAAACACCAGUGUGUGAUAUCAGCUUUGUGGUGCGCGCAAGAUAGCCAUCAAAAAUAAGUUGGUCAUUUGAAUGAGGACACGUCAUCACAAGCAAAUAAGUUGCUCAAUUUACUAGGGAAAAGACCAAACGGAGUCUAGCUACCAAAAUUAAGCGGGAGCCAGCUCCAGCCGGAGCAUGUACCGUAGGUGUCCGAUUAGGCCGCAAUAGGCCUUGAGCGAACGUUUCGUGGCGUGAAAAAUCAUCCCUCCGAACUCUCACACACCACGGAACCAAGCAGCAACGUACAACUGUUUGGUGCUACCAAUGGCUGAGGUCAGCAAAACUAACAGCGACAGUGCGAUGCCUGUAUCUUCGGGAACGACAGCACCGGGAGUAGCACCGCAUGAACUCACUGAGGUUUCGGUUGUGGACAUUAAUGCAUCGCAAGCAGCAUCUGCCCCUCCCAUGUCUACACCAAUAGCUAGUGCGGCCUCACCGAUGCCUCAUCUACCAUCGGCAACUUUGCAUGCCGGAAUUGGAACCAGAAGUGGGCCCUUCAAUCUAUCAAACAGUACAGAUCUGACGGCAGUUGCCUACAAUUCGUACACCCAAAAUGUACGCUGCAAGUCCCCACCGGCACUGGUCGAUAAUCUCAAGAACGGAAUGAUUGGGAAUUCUCAAAGCGCGCUCUGUAAUGGCGCUAUCAUAACAAACGGGCAGAGUAAGGAUGCAAAUUUUCCACAUGGACUAGUAAGGAAAGUUUUAAACAGCAGUGAAAAUGGCCAAAAGAAAUCAAUGGUGUCGCUCACACAUCUGCCAAAGAGGCCCUCGAUCGAUAUCGAAUUUAACGAGCUAGCUUACUCGGUGUCCGAAGGACACAAACGUAGCUACAAAACAAUACUCAAAGGUAUCAAUGGGAAAUUUCGCUCAGGUGAGCUGACCGCCAUCAUGGGACCGUCUGGUGCGGGCAAAAGCACGCUCAUGAAUAUUCUCGCCGGUUAUAAAACGUCCAACUUGAUCGGAUCGGUGCUAAUUAACGGUAAAGAGCGAAAUCUGCGCAAGUUUCGCAAACUCUCCUGCUACAUCAUGCAGGACGAUCGUCUGCUGCCAUAUCUGACCGUGAGGGAAGCGAUGAUGGUUUCUGCCAACUUGAAGCUAGAGAAGGACAUUUCGCUCGAUCUGAAGAAGGAAAUUGUUGAAGAAAUUAUCGAAACCCUGGGGCUGCUCGAAGCGGCCAGCACAUUGGCGCUAAAUCUGUCCGGUGGACAGCGCAAGCGGCUGUCGAUCGCCUUAGAACUAGUGAAUAACCCACCUGUAAUGUUCUUCGACGAGCCAACCAGUGGACUGGACAGUGCGACCUGCUCGCAACUAAUUCACCUGCUGAAAUCACUGGCCCGCGGGGGACGAACUAUCGUUUGUACGAUCCAUCAGCCCUCAGCCAGGAUUUUCGAGAUGUUUGACAAUUUGUACGUAUUGACGGAAGGACAAUGCAUCUAUCAAGGACUUGUGAACGGUUUGGUUCCGUUCCUUGCUUCGCUUGGGCUGGAAUGUCCUAGUUACCACAAUCCCGCCAAUUAUGUGAUGGAAGUGGCUUGUGGGGAGCAUGGAGAUUGGAACAGCAAACUCGUGACGGCAGUCAACAACGGCAAAUGCAACAAUUACAACCAACCAGUCCUAGCUCAAAGUAAAUCACAGAAAAACAUAACACGGGAAGAUGACCAGUCAGCAGAGAAGAUUGUUCAAGUUUUAUCGCUGAGGACUGGCGAAGACGAUCUGGUAAAGCCGUCAGCGGUGCAGUUUACCACUAUCAAUAUGCCCACGACGGAACCGAUGAACAAUGAGAAUAAAUUCGCAUCUUCUCUUAGCAGUAAAACAACCGAUGAUCCAUGCAGUAUAGUAGCUACAGCGACUAGCUCUACGAUUGUUGGUUCCCACGCAGCCGGUGGAGGAGGCCCCUCUGCGUCAUCGAAGCCUACAUGCACAACGUCGCUGCUGGACUCGACGGAAAGUGUCAGUAUCGCAGUACCAAAAAAGCUGACCGGAUUUCCAACUUCCGGCUGGAUGCAGUUCUGGAUACUGUUGAAGCGAACCUUCAUCACAAUCAUGCGUGAUCAAACGCUGACACAAAUGAGGCUACUGUCGCACGUAAUUGUGGGUGCGAUUAUUGGGAUGAUUUACUACGACAUCGGUAAUGAUGCGGCCAAGAUAAUGAGUAAUGCUGGGUGCAUUUUCUUUACCACCAUGUUCACAAUGUUCACCGCUAUGAUGCCGACUAUUUUAACAUUUCCAACCGAAAUGGCGGUCUUUGUGAGGGAACAUCUCAACUAUUGGUACUCGUUGAAAUCGUUUUACUUCGCGAAAACGGUUGCCGAUCUUCCAUUUCAAGUAUUAUUCACCAGCGUCUACGUGAUCGUUGUAUACUAUCUUACCUCCCAGCCACUGGAACCCAAGCGAGCGGGCAUGUUCGUCCUAAUUUGUAUCUUAACUUCUCUGGUAGCGCAGAGUCUCGGGCUGCUGAUUGGUGCCGGAAUGAGUGUGGAGACGGGUGUUUUUUUGGGCCCGGUGUCCACCAUCCCGAUCAUACUGUUCUCCGGCUUCUUCGUCAACUUCGACGUCAUUCCGAAAUACCUACAGUGGCUAACGUACGUCAGCUACGUGCGGUACGGUUUCGAGGGCGCAAUGGUCUCGGUUUACGGCAUGGACCGGGAGAAACUUCAGUGUACCGAAAUCUACUGCCACUAUCGCAGCCCGCAGAAAUUUCUCGAGGAAAUGUCGAUGGACAAGGCCGAGUACUGGAUCGACGCAACGGCACUAUUCGGUUUCUUCAUAGGGCUACGCGUAGUUGCCUAUUUGGUGCUACGCUGGAAACUGCAUUCCAUCCGUUAAGUACCAACACUGACACUCAGAACCUGUAUUUGAUUUCUACCUAGUUCUGCUUUUGUAAUCGAUAUUUGUGCGCAGACUAUGAGGUAAUUAUUUAGGACCCACUAAGCCACCUUUGCUAUAAGCAUAUAAUGCUUCGUGAUAGGGAUGAUCAAUUUUUUUAACCUGAUUGUAAUCCAGAUACAGAAUAUUUUGGAAGAUAGUCACUAGCGGUACAUUAGAGUCGUACAUAAAUAAAAAAUCCCACAUUGUAGUUGCUGCAUGAACUCGAAUAGUGCUGUCACCGCCUUCCAUAGCCAUGACCAAGUGUAUUCAAACCAGUCGUUGAAAAGUUGAUCACUCCGCUUGCGAAAAUGAAUUCAAGAAACCGAAAGUAUAUUAUUCAAUAUAUCAUACACUCAUUCUCACCUGCGAAUAUUUAAAUCAAAUCAAACCACAUCAACAUACACUCAAACAAAUCUACAAGUGAAACGCGUUUAGUCAAAAUUUAUUAAUUACUAGCUUAGAUUAUCGAAACAGACGGUGAUGUUUCUGUUUAGCGCGUUAUUCAAAGAGCGAAAGCUAAAAAAAACACACAAGACAACAUAAUAUACAACUGCUAAAACCAUACCAACCCUUUUGUUCGCUAAAAUUGCAUUGUCUCAUCGAGCCGGGUAGUUUAUACAACAUAAAUUAUUAAACGAAAUGAACGAGGAAUAGCAGCCAGGAGUUGCGAGCAGUGUACUCAACUCGGCAAAUUAGACAUAUAACGUGCGGAACGUGUGAUAGGAGUGAUCAAUUAAAUUUGCAAGCAUUAAAUUAUUUGUGAGAGUAUAUCAGUAUGAUAAUUUAGCAUAAGUCAGAAAGUGAAAUGAACAUUUUUUUUAUGGAUAAAACGUGCAAAUAAGAGCAAACUACACACAAGGCAUCGGGAAACAAGGUUAUGGGUUUAUUCUUGCAACAGCGUGAUAUCGUUUUCUUGAAUUCUAUCAUUUGAAGACAAUAUUCCUCGGAGUAGAUUUUAGACGAUUAAAUUUAAAUUGAGAAAAUUCUCCGAAACGAUCGAACAAGAUAUUUGUACCACGAAAUAUCGCUAAGCGAAUAUUCAUUUUUCUUCGAUCGCUCUAGAGAAAGUAAUCCUUUUCACCAGUCCUAUGUUAAGCCACGUAUUAUAUAUGUUCUGAAACAAGAAUGAAAAGAGACAGAGCGAAGGACAUCUCGGUGUGAUUCUGAGCGCAGUAGCGAGCUGGGCACACUUUUUGGUGAUUUUUAGCUACGAAUUAGUGUGAUAUAAAACUUCAUUUUACAAAUUUAUAAA